AUGGCUAUUGGAGUAGACUAUGGCUACCUCGAAGAACUGCAGAAGAGUAGCUGGUGGCCUCUUCACCUGACGUUUGAAAAGAACGGCGCGCGCAGCUAUGUUUUUAAAGGCGAGUAUGGCGUCUUUUUCAGAAAGCGUUUCUACAUGCUAGAUACCGGCAAUGGAAUCGACUAA
Molecule: messenger RNA, 174 nt
Organism: Peronospora matthiolae
Lineage: Eukaryota; Oomycota; Peronosporomycetes; Peronosporales; Peronosporaceae
Source: the annotation of a GenBank genome assembly